Messenger RNA from Ramularia collo-cygni, 846 nucleotides. RefSeq lists its product as uncharacterized. The coding region runs from base 1 to 846 and encodes 281 amino acids. The transcript has a single exon. Lineage: Eukaryota; Fungi; Ascomycota; Dothideomycetes; Mycosphaerellales; Mycosphaerellaceae. The record is from RefSeq and is a predicted model, not a curated record.
AUGGCCGCCAGCGCAGCAGGCUCUGCGCAAGCCCCUAACAAGCUGUCGCCCACCGCCAACACGCAAGCCAACAGACUCCCGGCCCCAACGCUCUUCGUCGGUCCACCGUCCCGUAAUGCUUCCUCGCUCUCAGUUGUGCGCGGAAACACGCACGAUCAAACUUCGAAAUCUUCUCGCGAUCCCUUGAGCCGCCAGCAGAACGAGGGCGAGAGCGACAAGAUACCAAAGGACAAAUCUAGCAAUGUGCCGCCUCUGCAGAAGGCGAGCGCGAAGCGAAUAGAAGCGCAAUGGAAGGAGAUGCAGAGUACGCUCAACGAGGUCGAACUCACUGCGCAAAGCUCCACACACGUCUUUGGACAGAGCCAUGCUGCGGCGCUAGACACGCUUCGACUGGCGCAGGUGGAGCUCGCCCGGGCAUGGGGAAGGGGAAACGAGGAGCAUGCUGGCGACGGUGGGUUUUCGCAGCAAGACAUCCAUCGCUUCAAAGGCGCGGACGAUCUGGCAUUUGAUCGAAGCAAUGCUCACAGGAAACGGGGCGGUACGGAAACGUCUGCCUCAACAGCACUUUCGGAAGAAAGCAUGGGUAGCGAUCCGGGGCUCAAGGGAGGGAAGAGUCAGCUCGAAGACGAAACGGCGCAGGAUAUCAAGCUCGCGAGCGAGCGGAGGGCAGCUAACGAGGCGUACUUCAAGAAAGUCGAUGGCGGUGUCAGGGACGUGGUAGCGAAGCUCGAAGCAGUAGCCGAAGCAAUGAGAGGCGUAGAGAGUGAGAGCAGGAGUCUGUGGAGCAAUUCUGAGGAAAGCUCUACGGUUGCGAGGGACGACGGGAAGGGAUCUGGUAAUGGAUGA